Molecule: messenger RNA, 249 nt
Organism: Sclerotinia sclerotiorum 1980 UF-70
Lineage: Eukaryota; Fungi; Ascomycota; Leotiomycetes; Helotiales; Sclerotiniaceae
Exons: 3
Coding region: 1-249 (82 amino acids)
Source: RefSeq, a predicted model, not a curated record
AUGGUGGAUUUAUGGUUGGAUUUUCUGGGCGUUCUUUGUACCGAGAGAUUUUUCUUGGGGUUUGGUGGUUCUGUUGAUCUGUUACCUGCCUUGGUUGGGGUGAUGACGAAUGCCGAAAUGAGUUUGAGUACCUACCUAGGUGCUUCUAUAGUACUCGGAACUUCCGUAAGUGAGGUUAGAGAUCAAGGUGAAUGUGAAGGUCUCGAUGGCUGGUGGCUCUUUAAACAAAUCUUUCUUGUUGGUGAAUAA